Messenger RNA from Kwoniella mangroviensis CBS 8507, 861 nucleotides. RefSeq lists its product as uncharacterized. Lineage: Eukaryota; Fungi; Basidiomycota; Tremellomycetes; Tremellales; Cryptococcaceae. The coding region runs from base 1 to 861 and encodes 286 amino acids. The record is from RefSeq and is a predicted model, not a curated record. The transcript has a single exon.
AUGAUUAACCAACGAUAUACCUAUUUUACCUCUACACCGUCUACCGCUCCUCCAACUACCAAUCACUCGCUCACCCGGCGCCAACGCCCAAACUUACGAAUCAUCACUUCGCUCCCUAACAAACACGAUCUGAUCGGACCGAAACCCCUGCCCCGAUUAUACGACCCGACCAAACUCAACGCCAGUAUCGCUGCAGUAACCGCUCCUUUAUCUAGGAAGAUUCGGAACAUGCGAAAUAGAGAAGUGUAUGUAUACGAGGAGAAUCACGGAGGAUCGUUCUUGGACAUGGAAGGGAAUUCGUCAGAAUUUACUCGUUACCGGCCGAUAUCAUCUGGGUUACGCGGUGGUGUUCCAUAUGAUCAGACUAGAAGCUGUUCGAUCCUACCUGCUACCAGCGGCGAUUCGAUCACUCACUCGCGACUAGACGCGUCACCACCAAAUCGAAUGUUGGGACAUAAGAGGAAAUUAAGCGAUAAAUUCAAGAACUUGUUUGGUAAAGCCCGGCGCAUGGAACGCCCAGGGGUAGACAUGGGCAGAAAUCAGGAGCGACUUGAAGAUGGAACAUCUAUAGGAACUAAGAACAUCAAUCACAGUACUCUCAAUUACGGCCAUGCUCCUACAGUUCACAUUCCAUCUCGAUAUCGUCAUUCAUCCUACCUAGAAGCAGCUUAUCAGCCACCCGUAGCCAUUACUUAUCCUGCUUUCGGACCCGAGGUCGAUUCGAUCCCCAUGUUCUCAGAUCACAGCGAAGUAACAGCUGCACAGAAACAAGAGGAUCAGGAGUUAGAUGAUGAAUGGGAUAAGAACUCCUUUAGUGAGGAUGAUAAAGAGGAAAGUGAAAAUAGUUGGAGUUGCGUGUGA